This is a messenger RNA of Thamnophis sirtalis, 504 nucleotides long. Lineage: Eukaryota; Metazoa; Chordata; Lepidosauria; Squamata; Natricidae. The record is from RefSeq and is a predicted model, not a curated record.
GUCUUAAAGUAGCUACGGAUGCCAAACACUGCCAUAAAAGGAAGGACCGACUCUAGAGAACGUUGGCCUCCGUCUGCCUUGAAUGCCACACGUUUUUCGGGUUGCUCUGCCUUCUCACCGUUCCCCUCCUUCUCACUCUUUGUCUCAGAUGCCUCUGGACUGGUUGCCGCGUUGGCUCAGUUUGCCCACCUCGCGGCAGAUGCCAUCGUGAACGGCAGCGCCACCUCCCAUCUUGCCCCGACGGAUCACGCUGACAAACUGACCGAAUCCUGCAGGGACUGUGGGCAACACAGCCUGGAUUACUUGAAGAAGCUCAAAGACAAACAGUCUCUCCGAGAAGCAGAUCCAGCAGAGCUGAGGACAACUCUGCAGAGGCUGUUCCAGCUAGGACAGGAACUGAGGCCCAAAAGUUUGGACAUCCGGGAAGAAGAACUGGGCGACUUGGUUGACAAAGAGAUGGCCACCACUUCUGCGGCAGUGGAGGAUGCCGUGAGAAGAAUAGAG